CAUUCCGCUCUCAACAAACCCCCCUCGCUCAUAACGUUUUAGUGAAAAGUUGCAUUACUUUUAGUGCGACAAUGGAUACAAAACGGGCGAUAUUAAUGGCUUUUAUCUGCAUUGUCGUCGCCGGAGUCGGCGGUCAAUCUACCGGAUCACCGCCAAGUCCAACUACACAGGCGCCGCCAGCCCCAACUACACAGGCACCGCCAAGUCCAACUACACAGGCGCCACCGGCUCCAACUACACAGGCGCCGCCAAGUCCAACUACACAGGCGCCUCCAGCUCCAACUACACAGGCGCCGCCAAGUCCAACUACACAGGCGCCGCCAAGUCCAACAACACAAGCACCACCAAGUCCAACCCCUGCCUCCACACCACCACCAGUAGCUACUACACCUCCACCCACGUCCUCUCCACCCCCGGCGGUUACAUCUCCGCCUCCAGUUACCGCUCCUCCCACUCCACCUGCUUCACCUCCACCAGUUGCUACUCCACCUCCAUCGAGUCCGCCGCCCCCUGCUAGUCCUCCACCACCUGCUGCUCCCACACCUGCACCACUAGCUUCUCCGCCAGCUACGGCACCAGUUGCGACUCCAACCACAUCUCCUGCGCUAUCUCCGUCUUUGACGAGUCCUGCGAAUCCAUUGAACGGAUCUCCGGCCCCGAGUAUCCUGGCUCUUUCUCCUGCUCCAAUAUCAGCCACUGAUCAGAGUGGAGCAGAUUCGACAUUGCAGAAGAUUAGUGGGAGCUUUGUCUUCGGAAGUGCUUUGGUCUACUUGCUACUUUAGAUCUGUUUUUCUCUCCAUAUUCACAUAUAUAUUGCUGUCUUAUUAUUAUUAGUCCCUAUUGUUAUGGACGUUUUUACUUGUACUUGAUGAUGAUACAUUGAUUUUGAUUCUUUUGUUGGGGCUUUUGUAUUGAGAAGAGUUAUUUUGAAUGAGAUUAUCUUUAGCUUAUGCCAUUUUCA
Molecule: messenger RNA, 961 nt
Organism: Olea europaea var. sylvestris
Lineage: Eukaryota; Viridiplantae; Streptophyta; Magnoliopsida; Lamiales; Oleaceae
Product: classical arabinogalactan protein 9-like
Exons: 2
Coding region: 72-782 (236 amino acids)
Cellular component (GO): plasma membrane
Source: RefSeq, a predicted model, not a curated record